Messenger RNA from Ipomoea nil (Japanese morning glory), 2488 nucleotides. Its product is annotated as prolyl endopeptidase-like. Gene Ontology annotation, cellular component: cytosol. Lineage: Eukaryota; Viridiplantae; Streptophyta; Magnoliopsida; Solanales; Convolvulaceae. The transcript is spliced from 12 exons. Gene Ontology annotation, molecular function: oligopeptidase activity; serine-type endopeptidase activity. The coding region runs from base 68 to 2266 and encodes 732 amino acids. Gene Ontology annotation, biological process: proteolysis. The record is from RefSeq and is a predicted model, not a curated record.
CCUUAUUAAUUAACUGUCUCAACUGCUUCCAUCGAUCUCUUCAACAAACAGCUCGGUGCUUGCAAGUAUGGGUUCUCUGUGCGUCCCUACCCAACCACUUAAUUACCCUUUAGCUCGCCGUGAUGAUUCCGUGCUUGAUAACUAUCAUGGCGUUCUUAUUCCUGACCCUUACCAAUGGCUUGAAAAUCCUGAUUCAGAGGAGACAAAAGAGUUUGUGAGGAAGCAGUCUGAACUAACGGAUUCCGUACUGAAAAGCUGCGAGACAAGAGACAAACUGCGGGAAAAACUGACCCAAUUGUUUGAUUUCCCAAAGUACGACGUUCCUUUCAGGGCAGGCGAUAAUAAGUACUUUUACUUCCACAACACGGGCCUUCAACCUCAGAGGGUCCUCUACGUUCAGGAUGGUUUGGAUGCGAAAGCAGAGGUUUUGCUGGAUCCCAACAGGUUGAGUGAGGACGGAAGUGUUGCAUUGAAAAUGUGGGGGGUUAGCGAGGAUGCUAAGUACCUGGCAUAUGGGAUUAGUUCAAGUGGGAGUGAUUGGGUGACUCUCAGAGUUAUGACCGUUCAUCAUAAGGCUGUCCACCCUGAUAUUCUUUCCUGGGUCAAGUUCUCGGAUGUUAGCUGGACCAAAGACAGCAAAGGUUUUUUCUACAGCCGUUAUCCAGCUCCCAAGGAUGGAGAUAAUCUGGAUGCCGGAACUGAGACAAAUGUCAAUCUACACCAUCAGCUAUAUUAUCAUUUCUUGGGUACAGAUCAGUCUGAAGAUAUCCUAUGCUGGAAAGAUUCAGAUAACCCCAGACAUAUGAUUUCCGCUUCAGUCACAGAAGAUGGGAAGUAUGCUCUGGUGUAUAUUUUUGAGAACUGUGAUCCAGUCAACAAAGUUUAUGUAUGUGACUUGUCUGCUCUUCCAAAUGGGCUCCAAGGCUAUAGAGGGACGGAUGAACUGCUUCCAUUUAACAAGAUCGUUGAUCAUUUUGAGGCCUCUUAUGGAUUUGUUGCAAAUGAUGAAGCUGUUUUCACCUUCCGGACAAAUAAGAAUGCUCCAAAGUACAAACUAGUGAGAGUGGAUGUCAAAGAACCUGGAUGUUGGUGUGAUGUUAUUCAAGAGGAUGAAAAAGAUGUGCUUGAAUCAGCUGUGGCUGUGAAUAACAAUCAACUUGUGGUGAAUUAUUUGAGUGAUGUGAAAAGCGUUUUACAGUUGAGAGAUAUAAGAACAGGUGGUAUUCUGAACCACAAUUUACCUAUAGAUAUUGGAACAGUUAAUGGAAUUUCAGCUCGCCGCAAAGACAGCAUUGUGUUUAUUGGUUUUACAAACUUCCUUAUCCCACUCAUCAUAUAUCAGUGCAACCUGCAAAGCAAGGUCCCAGAGCUGAAAAUAUUCCGCGAAAUUACUGUCCCUGGCUUUGAUCGUGCAAGUUUCAAUGUGACUCAGGUAUUUGUGGGCAGUAAAGAUGGUGUUAAGAUACCGAUGUUCAUAGUGAGUGGAAAAGAUAUUUGCCUGGAUGGAUCAAACCCUUGUUUGCUAUUUGGAUAUGGUGGAUUUAGUGCUAGUGUUACCCCAUAUUUUUCUACGGCGCGGCUUGUGAUAGCAAAACAUUUAGGUGUUAUAUUCUGUUUAGCAAAUAUUCGUGGCGGUGGGGAGUACGGAGAAGAAUGGCACAAGGCGGGUGCCCUUGCCAAAAAGCAGAACUGCUUUGACGAUUUCAUUUGUGCAGCUGAGUAUCUGAUUGCUGCUGGUUUCACUCAACCUAGCAAGUUGUGCAUUGAAGGGGGAAGCAAUGGAGGACUUCUAAUAGGAGCAUGCAUCAAUCAGAGACCUGAUCUGUUUGGCUGCGCACUCGCCCAUGUUGGUGUGAUGGACAUGCUUAGAUUCCACAAAUUCACUAUAGGACAUGCAUGGACCUCUGACUUUGGGUGUUCAGAUAAUGAGGAAGAAUUUCAUUGGCUAAUCAAAUAUUCGCCGCUACAUAAUGUGAGAAGACCUUGGGAACAAACUCAUCAGGCCUGCCAAUACCCAUCAACCAUGCUAUUGACAGCUGAUCACGACGAUAGGGUGGUGCCACUGCACACAUUCAAAUAUUUGGCGACCAUGCAGCAUGUCCUGUGUACAAGCGCUCACAACACUCCGCAAACCAACCCAAUUGUGGGUCGCAUAGAGCGCAAUGCUGGCCAUGGAUGUGGCCGUCCCACCCAGAAAUUGAUUGAUGAAGCUGCAGACAGGUACGCGUUCAUGGCUAAAGUUCUGGGUGCCCACUGGAUUGAAUAGUAUAGUAUAGUAUCAUCAUCUUCAUCACAACCCCACCCCGGCCAGGGACUCAAUUCACCUGUUUAUAAGCUAAGCUAAUGGAAUUUGUAGCCUGUAACUUCUAAUUCUUAUCUACCCCAUGUAACUUCUUAUCUACCCCACCCCCACUUUUGCAAGGAUACUCUCAAUCCAGCAUUAAGUUUGAAGCUAGCUUUUUAAUAAGCAACAUAAUACUUUAAUCAA